AUGUACUUCUUCCUCUCCGUCCUGUCCCUGAGUGAUGUAGGUUUUACCUCCACCACCAUCCCAAAGGUGAUUUGGGACAUUCACACUCGGAGCAAAAUCAUCUCUUAUGCAGGCUGCCUGUCGCAAUUGUCUCUUUUUAGCCUUUUUGCUUUUUUGGACAGUGUCAUUCUCCUGGUGAUGGCAUAUGAUCGAUUUGUAGCCAUCUGUCACCCCCUGCACUACUCCAUCAUCAUGAACCCCCGCCUCUGUGGCCGGCUGUUCCUGGCAUCUUUAUCCUUCUGCUUCGUGAAUGCCCAGCUGCACUGGAUGAUUCUCCUACCACAGACCUUUUGUACCCACGUGGAAGUUCCUCAUUUCUUCUGUGACCUCCCUCAACUCAUCAGACUAGCCUGUGGAGCCACAUCCACCGACUACUUACUAAUGUAUCUUAUCGGUGCUGUUCUUGGAGCUGUUCCAGCCACUGGGAUCCUGUACUCUUACACAAAAAUUGUUUAUUCCAUUUUGAGAAUCUCCUCCACAGGGGGGAGGUCCAAAGCCUUCUCCACCUGUGGCUCUCACCUGUCUGUUGUUUGCUUAUUUUAUGGGACAGGCAUUGGGGUGUACUUCAGCUCAACUGUUUUCCAUUCUGCUAAGAGUGUUGCUGUGACCUCGGUGGGGUACACAAUGUUUGUCCCUAUGCUGAACCCCUUCAUCUACAGCCUAAGAAACAAGGACAUCAAGAGGGCCUUCCAGAAGCUUCUGAGUAGACCAGUGUAG
Sorex araneus (European shrew) is the source of this 756-nucleotide messenger RNA. Its product is annotated as olfactory receptor 18-like. The transcript has a single exon. The record is from RefSeq and is a predicted model, not a curated record. Lineage: Eukaryota; Metazoa; Chordata; Mammalia; Eulipotyphla; Soricidae. Bases 1 to 756 code for a protein of 251 amino acids. Gene Ontology annotation, cellular component: membrane. Gene Ontology annotation, molecular function: G protein-coupled receptor activity; olfactory receptor activity. Gene Ontology annotation, biological process: G protein-coupled receptor signaling pathway.